Aptenodytes forsteri (emperor penguin) is the source of this 2271-nucleotide messenger RNA. It is a transcript of the gene JMJD4, whose product is annotated as jumonji domain containing 4. Gene Ontology annotation, cellular component: cytoplasm; nucleus. The transcript is spliced from 6 exons. Gene Ontology annotation, biological process: positive regulation of translational termination; negative regulation of gene expression; protein hydroxylation. NCBI's taxonomy places the organism in Eukaryota, Metazoa, Chordata, Aves, Sphenisciformes, Spheniscidae. Gene Ontology annotation, molecular function: histone H4R3 demethylase activity; sequence-specific DNA binding. The coding region runs from base 320 to 1603 and encodes 427 amino acids. The record is from RefSeq and is a predicted model, not a curated record.
CCCAGAGGGCGUGGUCGCCCUGGCAAGAAGGUGACGAGGGGAAAGCAACAUCUUCACCAUCCGUAGGGUGACUUUGUUGUCAGAUGUCCCACCGGCAUUAAACUUCAUACGCUAUGGAAGACCCUAAUUAGCCCAACGUGGUGGGGUGCUCCUGCACGACUUCUUGGUUUACCUCUGGCCGUUUAUAUUUUCCUGUGAGUUUUCAUGGAUUUAGAGACUCAAGUCGCGUUUUAAAGCUUUUUUUUUUUUUGCCGUAGCAUAACGGGAUAGCACCUGGUCAACGCUGUCUUGGCUAAGCCAGGAAGGGUAUCCAGCCUGCAUGGACAGGGCAACAUUCGCCUGUUCCACUGCCUUUUUUCGUGACUACAGCAGUUCAUCUCAGGGUGCGUUCUGCCUCCCCGGAGGACACGUUGACUUUAUUGAAAAAGUAGAAUCAUUCACUUACUCGGACUUUUUCCGGGAUUAUUUGAUUCCCAACCAUCCCUGUAUUUUCUCAGCUAAAUUCACUGAAGACUGGGGCAGCAGGAGAAAUUGGGUUACUUGGGAUGGAAAGCCUAACUUUGAUCAUCUGCUGCAGAAGUUUGGAGAGGCUGUAGUACCUGUUGCCAACUGUGAUGUCAAGGAGUACAAUUCUAACCCGAAGGAGCAGCUUCCCUUCAAGGAGUAUGUAAAGUACUGGAAGGAGUACAUUAAAAAUGACUACCGUUCAUCCCGAGGGUGCCUUUAUCUAAAGGACUGGCACCUGAGCAGAGCUUUCCCCGAGCAAGAUGUUUAUACAACCCCUGUGUAUUUCUCAUCCGACUGGCUGAAUGAAUACUGGGAUGCUAUAGCUGUGGAUGAUUACCGGUUUGUCUACAUGGGACCUAAAGGUUCAUGGACUCCAUUCCAUGCUGAUGUCUUCCGUUCCUAUAGCUGGUCAGCCAAUAUAUGCGGGAGAAAGAAAUGGCUGUUGUCCCCCGCGGGACAGGAGGAGUACCUGAAGGACCGCCAUGGCAACUUGCCCUUCGACGUGACUGCACCUAGUCUUCAGGACAGGAGUGUUUACCCUCGCUACAACCAAAGUCAACCCCCUGUUGAAAUUGUGCAGGAAGCAGGGGAGAUAGUCUUCAUCCCCAGUGGAUGGCAUCAUCAAGUUUACAAUCUGGAGGAUACCAUUUCCAUUAACCACAACUGGGUGAAUGGCUGCAAUGUGGCUAUAAUGUGGUGCUUCCUGCAGGAUGAAUUAGCAGCUGUCCAGCGGGAAAUCAAUGAAUGGAAGGACCCUAUGGAUGAUUGGCACCUACAAUGCCAGUUGAUCAUGAAGUCUUGCACGGGUAUAGACUACAAGGAGUUCUACAACUUCCUCAAAGUUAUUGCAGAGAACAGGAUUUCUGUCUUGGAAAACGGCCUCGAUGACGAAGCUUUGGCAAAGAACACUCCAAAAGCUGCCAUUUCCACCUUGGGCAUGCUCCAUGCGGUGUUUGAUUUGAAGAGGACUGUGAAGGUGUUAACAUCAUUGAGUGCUAAUGAAGAUUUCAAGAAACUAGACCUGACGUCACUUUCUCCACCUCCGGAGGCAUUGCUCCACCACUUGAAAGCAGCAAUAGAUACAGCACUGCUCUAACUUCCUAUUUAUUCAGUUCUUUGUAAAAUGAACCUUUUGCAAAAUGGGUGUUUGUAGAAGACUGACUCCUCCCUGUUUAAUAGCUGUUGCAGUUCAAGUACAAAGAGCCUUAAUAUAGAGUGGGGAGAGAGUACAUUCAUGAGAAGACUGGAUGCUUUUUAAGUUGACAGCAUUUGAGUGUCUAGAGUAAUUGGACAGGGAAAAAAAAAUCUCAGAUAAAGGAAAAACCCAAAUCAUGUUAGUAUUAUAUUAUGAGCCCUGCUGGUGAUUAUGCAUUCAGGGAAGGGGAACAGAAAUUCUCUGUGGAUCAAGCUUAGGUCUGUCGGGGCUAAACACUCGGAUUGCAGUGGUCUGCACCAUAGUCCCUCUGCUUCUGAGGGCGCUGUAUACAGACAGCAAACCUGCACUGCAGACUCCAGCAGUUAAGCUCCGCUUUGGCUGGUCACACCUAAAUUACUUUAAGACCUGUUCUGCUUCCAGGUGCAGCUCAGCCUUUCUUUUACUUUGCUUUUCUUUUCUUUUUUUUAAAUAUUAGAGGACCUUAGUUAGUUAGCUUCCCUUGAAGCCUGAGCUGGCUCAACAGCUGUAGCCUGGAUGCGGAGGAGCUGACUGUACUAUUUUCCUGUACAGUGGCAUCUCUUUAAAGCUGAAAGUCUCGGGUAGAGUCA